Castor canadensis (American beaver) is the source of this 1091-nucleotide messenger RNA. It is a transcript of the gene Mrps26, whose product is annotated as mitochondrial ribosomal protein S26. The record is from RefSeq and is a predicted model, not a curated record. NCBI's taxonomy places the organism in Eukaryota, Metazoa, Chordata, Mammalia, Rodentia, Castoridae. Gene Ontology annotation, cellular component: mitochondrial small ribosomal subunit.
GGUGGCCGGCGGCGAGGGACCGUGGUUAUGCUGCGCGCGUUGAGCGACCUGGGCUGGCGGCCCCUGUACAGGCCUCCCGCCCUGCUGCUGCUUCCCGCACGUGGCCGCAAGACCCGCCAAGACCCGCCUGCCAAGUCCAAGGUCGGACGCGUGAAGACGCCGCCCGCGGUGGACCCCGCGGAGUUCUUCGUACUGACGGAGCGCUACCGGGAGUACCGCCAGACGGUGCGUGCCCUCAGGGUGGAAUUCGUGUCCGAGGUGCGGAAGAAGGUGCAGGAGGCCCUGACCGGCGUCGUGGCUGAGCGCAAGGCGCAGGAGGAUGCCGCCGAGCACCGGAGGCUGAUGGCCUGGAACCUGGCGGAGAACCGGCGGCUGCACGAACUGCGGGUGGCAAGGCUGCGGCAGGAGGCGCUGGAACAGGAGCAGCGGCAGGCGGAGGAGCAGGCCCGCCGGGCGCUGGAAGAACAGGCCCGGGUGCAGCGCAAGCAGCAGGAAGUGUUGCAACUGCAGGAGGAGGCGAAAAACUUCAUCACUAGGGAGAAUCUGGAUGCACGGAUAGAAGAAGCAUUGGACUCCCCAAAGAGCUACAACUGGGCCAUCACCAGAGAGGGGCUGGUGGUUAGGCCACAGCACGGAGGCUCCUAGGAGCCUCAUAAGGACAGUGUCUGCCCAGAGACCUUAUGUGCAUAGGGGAAGGAGGGCUGGGCUUGAUCUGGAGUAAAGCAGUUAGUACCUUACUGUGGGAAAGGAGUGAUAAGUGCAGAGGCCAAUGCAGCCCUUACACUCUGGCUCCUAUGCUUAUCACUUGGUCAGAAUCUCCCAGACACAGUGCCGUGUUCUGUCCCUAUGUAGAACUUCAGGAGUGCACCAGACCCUAGAGUGGUUUCCAUCUCUCAGAAUGUCAGGCUGGGCCACAUUCCCUUAGGUAGCCAGGCCAUCUUCUGAGUAUUAUAAGCCAAAUGUGAUCUGUUGCCUCCUUUUGUAAAUAAAGUUUUACUGAAACAUAGACUUGCCCAUUCAUUGACUACAUCUAUACUGUUACAAUGGCAGAGAUGGGUAGUAACAACAGAGACUGAAUGACUUGCAGAAUC